CGCCCUCUGACGCGGCGCUCGCGAAAUCGUUUCCUUGAAGUGAAGGUCCAAACAAAGCACGCCCUCUGCCCCUUCCCCCAACGUCUGCCCGCCUAUAUCAGCCCCGGGCCGGUGGCUGUGGUAGCGCUGGACGAGUUGGAGUGGGCACGGUAUGAGGAAUCAGUAAGUAGCAGCCCUUUGCAUGCAGCUGGGCCUGCUUUGGCCUCGGCGCUUGGCAGCAGUUGGGCCGGAGGUUGGCGUUUACCGUGGAGGUAACAGCACAAUUUGAGGCUUGUUUAUUGAGAUCUAUUUUCCAGGAUGAAGUAGACAAACAACAACAUAGGAAAGGUGUAAUUUAUAAGUAAUGACAGUUCAUUUGUCUCUAGAUGCGUAUUUGUUCUUUGUCAUUAACCCCAAAAGUCUUUGGUGGAAGCAAAGAAACAAGUACUUGUGUUUGUAUCGACCUAAAGUCUGCUGGAGGUUAAGUCAUGCCAUUCACCUUAGAGUAUUUCAUACCGGUGAGCCUCAGUAUAAACUGGCCAGAAGCAGAACGUUGUGGUAUAGCAGACACAUCUUCAGUCGUGACUUUUUGUACUACAGAGUUUCGAAACUUUUAACUUCGUCUUCCAAGGGACUUACAAAAGUGAACAGUCGCAUGUCACGAAUUAAGAAUACUAUAGAAUCCGUUUCAAAGGCAGUGUCUGGCACUCACAGCGAACUGGUUUCACGAAUAGCUCGUUUGAAGUCACAUUCAGGUACUCUAGGAAAGGAUACUAAAAGUAAUGCAGAUGAAAAUAACCUCAAUGUGAAUCUGGAAAGUUGUAAACAAGUCUCUGAUGCCAGAACUCAGGAGGAUUGCGGCAGAGGCCUCGCUGCCAAGAAAUUCAGUAACACAAAUGAAAACUGGGAGUGUGUGUUAAAUAGUACAAGUGACACUAAGCAAGAUAUUCCAGAAGAUUCACCGUCUGCUAAAAACCACCUUUUUCAUAUAAGUUACCUUUCCACAAGUUUUGGCGAGACUUAUAACUUUGUUGCUGAUCAUAUCAACUGGUAUUUCAGUAAUAGUUCUGUUAUGGAUCCAGAGAAGAAGAGGGAUGCUUUGUUACAGAGCUCUAAAAGUGAAGCAAAGCUUGAUUCAUCGGAGAAUACUGUAAUUAGUAAAGAAAAGACAGUGAAUUCAGCAGCUACUUCAGCUCCUGAAACAGAGACUCAAGGUGCUGAGAAGUCAAAUGCUACUCUUCCUGUUGCCACUAAAAAAAGUAUUGCAGACUUUUUUUCAUAUCCCAGUAACAGUGUACAGGCUUUUGUAGACAAUUACAUUGGUGGGUUCGUUCCCAAGUUAAGAUCGGAUACAAAAGUUACUGCAGAGGUAAAGAGUAAACAGCCCGAGCAAGAAGGGUCUGAGAAGGAUGAGGAGGAUGAAGACAAAGAGAAUAAGAUUGUGGAAGAGAAGGAAAAACAUCUGUCCAUUCAGAGAGAAAAAAUCAUAGCAAGAGUGAGUAUCGAUAACAGGACUCGAGCUUUAGUUCAAGCCCUACGAAGAUCCUCAAAUCAAAGAGUCUGUAUCAGCAGGGUCGAAGAACUGACUUACCACCUUCUGGAAUUUCCAGAGAGCAGAGGAGUUGCAAUUAAGGAAAAGAUAAUCCCAUGCCUAUUGCGAUUGAGACAAGCAAAUGAUGAAAGUCUCCAGGCUGCUGUUAGAGAGACUUUGGCAAUAAUCGGAUAUACAGAUCCAGUGAAAGGCUGGGGAGUUCGAGUCCUUGCUAUUGAUGGAGGAGGAACAAGGGGUUUAGUUGCACUUCAGACACUACGGAAACUAGAAGAACUUACUGGAAAGCCAGUUCAUCAUCUUUUUGACUACAUUUGUGGUGUAAGCACAGGAGCUAUAUUAGCUUUUAUGCUGGGGUUAUUCCAUAUCCCUCUGGAUGACUGCGAAGAACUAUAUCACAAGUUGGGAUCAGAUGUUUUUAAGCAGAAUGUUAUUGUUGGAACAGUGAAGAUGGGCUGGAGCCACGCCUUUUAUGACAGUGAUAUCUGGGAAAAAAUGCUCAAAGAAAAAAUGGGAUCAAAUCUAAUGAUAGAAACUGCACGGAAUUCCAAAUGUCCAAAGGUAGCUGCAGUAAGCACCAUUGUAAACAGAGGAACACCACUGAAAGCUUUUGUUUUUAGAAACUACAACCACUUCCCUGGGGUGAAGUCUCAUUAUAUUGGAGGCUGUCAGUAUAAACUGUGGCAGGCCAUUAGAGCAUCAUCGGCUGCACCAGGGUACUUCCAGGAAUAUGUUUUGGGCGAUGAUCUUCACCAGGAUGGAGGCUUGCUUCUAAAUAACCCUUCUGCACUGGCAGUUCAUGAGUGCAAGUGUCUUUGGCCAGAUGUUCCACUGCAGUGCCUGGUAUCGCUGGGUACUGGCCGGUACGAAAAUGCAGGGAAGACGAAUGUCACAUACACCAGUUUGAAAGCCAAACUCACAAAUGUUAUCAGCAGUGCGACUGACACAGAAGAAGUUCACACCAUGCUGGAUGCACUGUUACCACCAGACACUUAUUUCAGAUUUAACCCUCUGAUGAAUGAAGACAUUGCUCUGGACGAAAGUCGGAAGGAGAAGCUCAGCCAGCUGCAGACAGAUGGGAUUCGCUAUUUGGAACGAAAUGAAGAAAAACUGAGAAAAGCAGCAAAAAUAUUAACAGAAGAAAAAUCAACUUUACAGAAAUUUCACGAUUGGAUAAAAUUAAAGGCUGAUAUGUAUGAAGGUUUUCCUUUUCUUUCCAAAUUGUGAAUCUGUAAUGCAUGGAAGUCUGUAAAUGUGAACCUUAUUUCAGAAAACUCAUUCAGUGCUGUAGAGGAACGGUGUUCAUUGUGGGUGAGCAACAUCUUUGGAAGCUGUCUGUAGAACUCUGGUGCGAUGCAGGAUGGCUGUUUUGUGCCCACUUCCUUGAUAUCAAGUUUUAUGUUGUUAAUUAUUUUCUGAACUUUAGGGAUCUUACUGUUGUUCUUAUUCAAUUUGUUGAAGUUGGUAAAACUGAAAAUUAUGAGAACAGUGCAUUUUUCAGUGUGUGUACCAUAUUUAUGGCUGGAGUGAGACUCUUGUCAGCCGCCAGGCUCAUUGCAAAUGAACCAAUUAAUGAAAAAUAAAAUCCUCAUUCACUUUAGGGUAGGCAACGUACUUGUUAGGCUCUUACGUAGCCACUGAGUUUAAUAGAAGUGAAGCCAAAAACAAAAACAAACCCUUUGCCUGUGUUAAUUGCACUUUUACAUUUGAAAGAUAACAUUUAAAUUCUUCUUCUUUCCAGUGGUUUUUGUACAUAACUGUUCGGUGAGAUGUUUGGAUGACUAUAAAUGGCAUAUUAAAUUAUGAAGAUUAACCAAUAUUCUUAGGA
Molecule: messenger RNA, 3356 nt
Organism: Coturnix japonica (Japanese quail)
Lineage: Eukaryota; Metazoa; Chordata; Aves; Galliformes; Phasianidae
Source: RefSeq, a predicted model, not a curated record